Hypanus sabinus (Atlantic stingray) is the source of this 6205-nucleotide messenger RNA. It is a transcript of the gene chordc1a, whose product is annotated as cysteine and histidine-rich domain (CHORD) containing 1a. Lineage: Eukaryota; Metazoa; Chordata; Chondrichthyes; Myliobatiformes; Dasyatidae. The record is from RefSeq and is a predicted model, not a curated record. The transcript has 11 exons. The coding region runs from base 107 to 1108 and encodes 333 amino acids.
UCGCGAACAAGUGCGGAAGGAGCCGAGAGCUUCCGGAGAGCGGCGAGUGGUGCCGGCCGGCGGCCGCAGAUUCGCCGGGUGCUGAUCGUGGGCUGGUGCCGCCGCGAUGUCCCUGCUGUGUUACAACAAGAGCUGCGGGCAGCGCUUCGACCCCGAUGAGAACAGCGAUGAUGCCUGUACUUACCAUCCUGGUGUACCUGUUUUUCAUGACGCAUUGAAGGGGUGGUCUUGCUGUAAGCGACGAACCACGGAUUUUUCAGAUUUCUUGAGUAUUGUGGGUUGCACCAAAGGACGGCACAACAAUGUAAAGCCCCCAGAGCCAGUGAAGCCUGAAGUGAAGACCUCUUCAGAAUCAGUGACAAAACCCAAAAUUAAUGAGAAUGUUGUCCAGAACAGAAAACCAGUUGAAACAAUUAUAAGACCAAGUCCAGAUGCUCCAAUGGUAAAAUUGGAACAAAAGGUUUCUCUAACAUUGAAGAAAGCACUGGAAAAACUAGCACUAACUGUUAACAAUGGAUCAGAAAAUAAAGGACCAGAAACUAAAGAAAUAAUGAUUGGAACCACAUGUAAAAAUGCAGGUUGUAAUAAGACUUUUCAAGAUACAAGCAGCAAUGAAGAGAUAUGCGUCCAUCACUCUGGAGUGCCCAUUUUCCAUGAAGGAAUGAAAUACUGGAGCUGCUGUAAGAGGAAAACUUCAGAUUUCAAUUCUUUCCUGGCCCAGGCAGGGUGCACUCAAAGCAAACAUGUGUGGAUCAAAGUAGAAACUGGUGAUAAAAUUGUAGCUUGUCGACAAGAUUGGCACCAGACUGGAGGACAAGUCACAAUUACAAUUUAUUCCAAAAAUGCUAUCCCAGAACAAAGUUAUGUUGAAGCUAACAGCACGGUGCUGAAUAUCCACAUUAUAUUUGAAAGGGAUCAGAAAUUUGAACAGAGAUUGAAUUUAUGGGGUGUUAUUGAUGUUAGUAAGAGUCAAAUGAGCAUGACACCUGUGAAGGUUGAAAUUACUAUGAAGAAAGCUGAGCCUGUAUUAUGGUCUCGACUUGAACUACCUGCGCCUGAGCCUCAGAAGGAAGUCCAGCCACAGGGAUCAAGUGAUGAAGAAGAUUGAAUGAAACAAAGAGCAAUAGAGGAUUGUGAAAUGGUGACAUGGACAAUAAGGAGUAGAGAACUUAUUGUUGAAGUUGGUUUAUUAUGAUAUACUUAUGUUAUGUUCCAUUUUGGAAAUAGUUUUUUCACUGAUUGCUUGCCUUAUAUUUGGGUGCAGACUUAUGAACAUAUUACAUCUUGCUCUAGAUUUAAACUGCAAAGAUGUGCAUUGUUUAACCUGUGUAACUCAAUUAUGCAGCACAUAUCAUGGCCAAAUCUAUAGCAGCAUCUUCAAUGACUGAAAUUAAUAUAAUGGAAAAUGAUUGUUAAUGCUCAUCUAUCAGAUGAUAUUUUACAUGGCCUUGUUGAAUCACAUUUACUCCCUGCUGAAAUGAAAUAAUCUACUGAAUUUUUCUCAGUAAACUGGUAAUAAAAAAACUAGGGUAAUAAUUACUAGUUUUUAUUGGCAAUCUAGGAGAAGGGAUUGGUGUAAAAGAAAUCAACACUUAGUCCCUUGAAGGGUUUUACAAAAACAUAAUUCUGGAAAACUUAGGACACAUGAAGAAUAGCAGCUAACAUUUCAGAUCCAGGCCUCUUCAUUAGACAGAAUGAAACAAGUUAGUCAGAGAUGGUGGAGAGCAAAGAAUGGAACAAAAGUAAUUUUUUAAUAUAUAAUAAGCAGUUAUGGUGAACCACUGCUUUAAUGUGUGGUACAGUUGAAUAGUUUGACUUUACAAACAUUAUGACGGAAAUGGCCAGUUCUUGUUCAAAUAGCAAGUAUCUAAAAUUGUUGAACUUAGUCCUGCAGGGUAGGUACUAGGAAUUGAAUGGCCUUUUUUUUUAAAUUGCUUUUACCAGUCCAACAACUUGCCAGCUUCUCAAUCUGAAUAGCUGCACCAGAAUUCUAAAACUGUUAUUUAAUUAAAUUUGGGAAGAACUGGGAGAAAUCAACUCUUCACAUUCUCUGCCUCCUCCAUCUCUGCUCACUUUCUGCUUACCUACCUGUUAAGAUCGAGGCCAAAGCCCUUUGCUAUUCCUGGUGCAUGCACAAAACUUAUGUUUUUCCUCCUUUUGUCCCACAUCACUUGUACACAGUAUUGCAUUUGUCCAUGGAAUAUAAAUACAGUCGUCCCUCGGUAUCCACAGGGGAUUGGUUCCAGGAUCCCCUGCGGAUGCUCAGCUCCCUAUAUAAAAUGGCGUAGUAUUUGCAUUUAACCUACGCACUUCCUCCCGUAUACUUUAAAUCAUCUCUAGAUUACUUAUAAUACCUAAUACAAUGUAAAUGCUAUGUAAAUAGUUGUUAGACUAUUGUUUAGGGAAUAAUGACAAGAAAAAAAGUGUACAUGUUCAGUACAGACGCAACCAUCGUAGCUCUUCUGAGAACGCUGAUGCCGAUUCCCUCGUGAUCUUUAAGUUCUUGAGGCUGUAGUGCAUUACCUGGCUAGCCAGCCAUCCCUUACUAGCCUUAAACUCCUUCCUCUCGCUCACAAGUAGUGAAUGAAUGAGAUGUGAGGCGAACAAUGCUCAAACGACGAGUGCUGGAGAAAGACUGAGGAUCUGUGAAAUGGCAGUAGGCUACAGCAGGGUAUGCCUACACAUCACUUCAUUUGUGUGGAUUCAGCGUAGUGCUCAGCACAUGGCAAAUUCAAGUUUUGUUUUUUGGAACUUGCUGGAAUUUUUUAUUGAAUAUUUUCGAUCCGUGGAUGCAAAGGGCCGACUGUAUCUUAACUUUGACUCGUCAUCUAGUUCUAUCCUUUGUCCCCAUUCCAUCAUAAUAUUAAAUAAUUGUAUUUCCAUUGGUGUAAUGAAAACAGCCCAACUUUUUGCAUAUUACCUGCAUUCCCUUAUACUGCCGAGUAGUUCAGUAAGCACUAUAAUUUUUAAUGUUAAUUUGAAACUAAAGGACAUACUUCAGAUUUCUUUCAAUCAUGUAUUAAUUCCUGUGUAUCCUUUAGAAAUUCAGCUUCAAUAAAACUCAAAUGUUAAUAAAAAAAAUUUCUCCAUUAUAUUAGCAAAUGAUUGAUGUUGUUCUGACAUCAAUCAAUUCCUUCAGGCAUUUCAGCCUUGUCAACCAACUAGGAAAACAAACAAUUCAGGAGAAACAAUGCAAACAUAAACAAAUUAUUAAUCUAAGAUGAUGUAAGCACUAUGCCAGAUUGAUAAGGUCAAGGUGCCAAGGCUGGAGGUGAGGGACAGGCCUGUUCAGUUUGCUCCUCUGUGAGGUUUACUCAUCACUGCGCUGUAUUGAGACACACUUUGAUUUGUUUUUAUUUCAUUCUCUGCACAUUGGAUGUUUAACAGUCUUUUUAAUGGGUUCUAAUGGAUCUCUUUGUUUUGUGGCUCCCUGUAUGGAGACAAACAUCAAGCUUGUGGUUCUAGAAAGUCUGUGACUUUUAGACUUUUCUCUAUUUCUGCAUAAAUAUGACCCAAAAUGUGAUCAGGUCUUCAUGCAAGUCCUAAAACUAGAUAAACAAUCUAAUUAAAUUAAUAAAAACAUCUAUACAGUCAGCCCUCUUUAUCCACGGGGGAUUGGUUCUGAGACGCCCACCGUGGAUACCAAAAAACGAGGAUGUCCAAGUUACUUUAUUUAACCAUUCUCAGUGUGGUGGACAUUAGGACCCGGCGGAGCUGCUCUGGAUCCGCAGUGUUUAUUUUCACGAAAGUAACCACGAUUACGAUUGAAAAUAAGGUGGAAGUAAUAAAGCGAUCAGAAAGAGGUGAAAAGCCAUAGGUCAUUGGAAAAGUAUUAGGCUACAGUCAGUCAACGAUCAGAACAAUUUUAAUGGAGCAUGUGAAAGGCUCUGCCCUGAUGAAAGCUACAAUUAUUACUAAGCAACACAGUGGCUUAAUUAUUGAAAUAUGUAUGUUUCUUAAGUGUUUUAUAUGCAUAGAAAGGUAAAAUAUGUACUAUAUACUUAGAAACGUUUGACUAACUGACGCUAAAUAAUACUGGAUGUACCUGUUCCGACUUAAAGACAGACUCAGGAAUGGAACUCAUUCAUAACCUGGGGACUGCCUGUACUUUUAAGUCAUUUCUAGAUUACUUAUAAUACCUAAUACAAUGUAAAUAGUUAUUACACUAUUGUUUAGGGAAUAAUGACAAGAAAAAAUAGUCUGUACAUGCUCAAACAACGAGUGCUGGAGAGAGAACUUAUGGGUUUUCCCGAUCGAAGGUUGGUAGAAUCCGCGGAUAAGAAGGGCCAACUGUUUUUUAUUUAUCGAGGAAAAAUGAUCCAAUAUUACAAGUAUUUGUUGGAAAAAGUAUGUGAAGCUUUGCUUUCGGUAACUGGUGUGACCCCCUUGUACAGCAAUAACUUAAAUCAAUUUAACGUUUCUGGUAACUAUUGAUCAGUCUUGCAGCUUGAAGGAAUUUCAGGCCAUUCCUCCUUACAAAACUGCUUCGGCUGUGGGAUGUUGGUGGAUUUCCUUGCAUGAACUUUGUGCUUCAAGUACUUCUACAACAUUUCUGUAGGGUUAAGGUUAGGGCUUUGAGUCAGCUAGUCUGUGAAAUUUCUUCUGCUUUAACUAUUCUUUGGUAGACUAACGUGUUUAGGAUCAUUGUCUUGCUGCAUGACCCACUUUCUCUUGAGCUUCAGUUCACAGACAGAUACCCAAAUUCUACAGGAAUAUGUCAGGGUGCAAUUUAGAAUUCAAAGUUCCAUCAAUGAUAGCAAGCCGUUCUGGUCCUGAGGCAGCAAAACAGGCCCAAACCAUGACACUGCCACCAGCAUGUUUCACAGAUGGGAUGAGGUUCUUAUACUGAAAUGCUGUGUUUGCUUUUCACCAAACAUAACACUUCUCAUUUAAGCCAAAAACUUCUAUUCUGGACUCAUCUGUCCACAGGACAUUCUUCCAAUAGCUUUCUGGCUUAUCCAUGUGGUCUUUAGCGAACUUUAGACGGGCAACAAGAUUCUUGGAGAAUGGCUUUCUCUUUGCAAUCAAUCCUUCCAUACACAUCAUUGUUGUUCAAUGUUUGCAUGAUGGUAAGCUCAUGAACAGUGACAUUAGCCAAUGCAAGAGAGGCCUGUAGCUCCUUAGGUGUUACUGUGGGGUUCUUUGGGACUAUCUGGAAUAUUACUUGCUCUUGGAGUGAUUUUUGUUGGCCAACCACUCCUUGGGAAAGAAACAAAGGUGUUGAAUUUCUUCCAUUUGUACACCAUCUGCCUGACUGGAUUGGUGGAGCCCAAACUCUUUAGAAAUUGUUUUGGAUCCUUUUCCAGCCUGGUGAGCAUAAGCAACUUUUUUUUUUCUGAGCCCCUCAUAAAUCUCCUUUGAUCAAGGCAUGGCACAGUUUUAAAAACCUGUAUGGUCAAGAUCAGGCUUUGAUAGUGAGGACCCUGGUUUAUGUUCUUUAAAUAGGGCAGGGCCUCCCACACUCACACCUGAUUGUUAUCCCAUUGAUUGAAACAUGGGUCUUUAAUUUCCCCUUAAAUGAACUGAUACCCUAAAGGUUCACACGCUUUUUCCAACAAACUCAUAAUAUUGGAUGAUUUUUUUUCAACAAAUGAAGUAUAAUUUUUUUGUGUUAUUUAAUUAAUUUGGUUCUCUAUCUAGUUUUGAGACUUGCACGAAGACCAGAUCACAUUUUAGGUCCUAUAUAUGCAGAAAUAAAGAAAAUUCUAAAGUGUUCACAAACUUUCUAGCACCACCAUACAUUCUUUGAUAAUAAAUGCACUUUGAACUUCAAAACAAACAUAUCAUUACUGAAACAUGCAUUAAUGGUAAGUGUAAUACCCUGGUUCACCUUUUUACUGUUAUGCUGUCGGUACUUCGUUCAGCAAUUUUGUUAGUUUGGGUUAUUGUUGAAGAUUAGGGAUGAUGUGGAAUGUGGCCCAUCCAAUUAGCAGGUAGGUGGUUUUUUUUUGGUAAAGGACAGUAAGGUUGGUUUUGGGCUUUUGUUCGAGCGCAGAUGAAGAGAGAAGAUGCUGGGAAGAACCAGUUGUAGCAUACGAUUCCGUGGGAGACCCGAUUGUUCAAGAUGGAUUGCCAGCGAUGUUUGUGUUGACCGAGGGUCCGGUGUGUGAGUGACAGAGAAGUUCAAUAUGAACUCCAACUUGUGCAUAUUUGACUGUUUCAUUAGAAUGGGCCAUUUCCUAUUUUGUUAUUCUUUACUAAACCU